Eutrema salsugineum is the source of this 1139-nucleotide messenger RNA. RefSeq names its product F-box protein At1g22220. The coding region runs from base 45 to 1019 and encodes 324 amino acids. Gene Ontology annotation, molecular function: protein binding. The transcript has a single exon. The record is from RefSeq and is a predicted model, not a curated record. NCBI's taxonomy places the organism in Eukaryota, Viridiplantae, Streptophyta, Magnoliopsida, Brassicales, Brassicaceae.
ACUCUCUCUUUCGUUUCGAAGGUUUUAGAAAGAAAAAUAAAAAGAUGGACGUUUUCGAUGGACUCCCUGAUCCGAUCGUCGUCGACAUCUUGAACAAAGUCGGUGACGUCAGAACCUUACUUCGUUGCAGUUCCCUCUCCAAACGAUUCAACUCGCUCAUUCCUCAGUCCGAGUCACUCUUCCUCCGCCUCCACCACCAAACCUCCGAGUCACACUCCGAUUCUCCCGUCGUCGUCGGCAAUAUUUUCCAAUCCUUGUUCAAAUCCUUUCACGGUCUCAUCUCUCUAUUCUCUAAACCGGCUAAACCGAUCCAAACCACUAAUCUUUCUCCCAACAUCCCUUCCAAGAUUCUCUCCCGGUUCGACCGGAUCAAGAAUCUCGAAGUCGAGCUUCCCGCCGGCGACGUCAAACUCGAGAAAGGCGCCGCCGUUAAGUGGAAAGCAGAGUUCGGAAAAACUCUCAAGAGCUGCGUCGUCGUCGCGUUUCAAUCCGCCGCCACUGUUUCUUCUUCUUCCUCCGGCGACGAGUCCGACGCCGAGUUCGUGGCUGGACUGAAGACACGCGUCGUGUGGACGAUAAGCGCGUUGAUGGCCGCGUCGACACGUCAUUACCUCAUGAGCGAGGUCGUCAAGGAGCACGAGGAGAUGGAGAGUUUGGUGGUGCGCGACGGAGGAGGAGAAGGGACGGUGGUGAUGGAAUCUAAAGGGCUGAGAGAGUUUCGAAAGACGGAGGAGGAGGCGCGUGGGGAGGACGAGGAGGAGAAGCGCGUGGUUAAAAAUCGGAGGAGUGUGGUCCCGAGCGUGAGGAUGAGUAUGAGACACGCGCCGUCGCUUAAGCUUAAGAGUGGUAUCUGUUUAGAAUCCGCGACGCUCGUGGUCGUUAGGCCGAACGAGGAUUAUUCCGACGUCGGAGAUGAUGAGCUGGCGACGGAGGCUUUCGCCGGAGAUUGUAUGUACGGUGAAGCGGUCGUCGCUUUGUUGAAGCGGAAAAAGAACCCUCUAGAGAUGAACUCGUUUUAAGCUUUUUAUUGGGCCUUGUAAUGGGCCUUUCUGCGUUUUUCCAUUUGUAAAAUUUUUUUUUUCAUGCACGUGUGCCGUGUGCGCAUUUUUUGUAUAUUAUAUACUGUACAAAGUUGGCUU